Humulus lupulus (European hop) is the source of this 2489-nucleotide messenger RNA. Its product is annotated as cation/calcium exchanger 4. The transcript is spliced from 2 exons. Gene Ontology annotation, biological process: monoatomic cation transport; transmembrane transport. The record is from RefSeq and is a predicted model, not a curated record. Gene Ontology annotation, cellular component: membrane. The coding region runs from base 282 to 2249 and encodes 655 amino acids. Gene Ontology annotation, molecular function: monoatomic cation transmembrane transporter activity. NCBI's taxonomy places the organism in Eukaryota, Viridiplantae, Streptophyta, Magnoliopsida, Rosales, Cannabaceae.
UUUAUUUUUAUUUUUUAUAAAAUAAAUCAAUAAAUCGGUCGGAUUCUUGGAGGGGUCUGUGUAAGGUAAUGGCAGUCCAAACCAAACAAAAGCAAUUUGAAGAAGCUACUCAGAAGCUGCUCCUCUUUGGUCUUCUUCUUCCUCUCUCUCUUUCAAGGGUUUCAACUUCUGGCUAUUGCUGCGCAGUUCUUAAUUCUCGACCAACUUGAGUCCCCAAUCAGUUCGUAAAGAAUUUUAGGGCUGGAGAGAGGGGCCGGUGGCUGAGUGGGAUUGAGCCGAAAAUGAUUUUUGGUGCCAGGGCUUCUCGAGUUCGUAGGGUCUUCAAUGGAAUUUGUGCUCUCGCGUUGUUUUUCUUAUUCUAUACCAAAGAUAGUUUCACCGGGAAUCCAUUUCUGGGUAACUCGUAUUCUGCUUUGUCUUCUCAUCGGAGUUUCAGAGGAGGUGGUUUACAUGAUCGGGGUGGCCGGUUUGAGGUUAUACGUAGGAGACUUUCCCAAGUUCACGGCGCUUCGCCGAAUUAUACUGUCGCCAGUAAUGCUUCAGAUACCAAUGAUUUAUUACUGAGUGAUCCUAAAUUGUGUACUGGCUUGUUAAAUCACGAGGGUUAUGAUAACCACUGCGAAUACUUGACUGCCCAUCCGGAAUGUACUUCUGGCGGUUUCUUCAAUUACAUUGCAUUCUUUUAUUGUGAUUGCGAAAAGGUUAGCUUUUUAGGAUAUGGUGUGUUGAUGAUUUGGAUGGCUGCUUUGUUCUACCUAUUGGGCAAUACUGCAGCGGACUAUUUUUGUUGUUCUUUAGAGAAGCUUUCCAGUCUGCUGAAGUUGCCGGCAACUGUGGCCGGAGUUUCUCUGCUUCCACUUGGGAAUGGAGCUCCUGACGUGUUUGCUAGCAUUGCUGCGUUCGUUGGAAAGGAUGCUGGAGAAGUAGGCCUUAAUAGUGUCUUGGGUGGUGCCGUUUUUGUUACUUGUAUAGUCGUGGGUACCAUAUCUCUUUGUGUGGCAGAGAAGGGUGUUCAAAUUGAUAAGAAAUGCUUCAUCAGAGACAUUUGUUUCUUUCUCUUUACUCUUUUGUCGCUUGCAAUCAUCUUGAUGGUUGGUAAAGUUUCUGUUGCGGGUGCAAUAGUUUUUAUUUCUAUUUAUGUGGUUUACGCAUUUGCUGUAGCUGCAAAUGAGCUUUUAAGGAAACAUGCUCGGAAAUUAAGAUUGGAUGCUGUAACACCAUUGCUUCCUGUCAGAGGAAGUAUAUUUUCCGAUGGAAGUGAAGAGGAUGACUCUGUAUACACUUCACUACUUGAAUCAGAUGCUGAAAGUGAUGUACCACAUCUCCCUAGUAAGUUACCUCAGUGGAUGUGGGCUUCAAAUGUGGCAAUAUAUUCAAAUCAGGCUAUUAGGGCUAAUCCAGAUAGUCCAAGGUCUUUAUGGGGUUGGAAUGAAGAGGAAGAAGUUGUAAAUGAGAAAAAGUUUUCUUGUUCCAAGUUAUUGUUGGUGCUGGCGAUGCCAUUGACAAUCCCCAGGCGAUUGACUAUUCCUGUUGUUGAGGAAGAGCGAUGGUCAAAAGGAUAUGCUGUUGCCAGUGCUUCAUUAGCACCCCUUCUUCUGGCUUUCUUAUGGAACACCCAAGAAAAUAUUGGAAACCUGAGUGGAGAAAUUGCAUAUGUCAUAGGUGCUGUUCUUGGUUGCAUAUUUGGUGUGCUUGCAUAUAUCCACACCAGAGCUGAUCAGCCUCCUCGCAGAUUUUUAUUUCCAUGGGUUUUUGGUGGAUUCUUUAUGAGCAUUGUCUGGUUCUACAUUGUUGCUAAUGAGCUUGUCGCUUUGCUGGUGGCCUUUGGUGUAAUUUUUGGAAUUAACCCUUCAAUCCUUGGAUUGACUGUCUUGGCAUGGGGAAACUCAAUGGGUGAUUUAAUGUCAAAUACCGCACUUGCAAUUAAUGGAGGAGAUGGUGUGCAGAUAGCAAUGUCAGGAUGCUAUGCUGGUCCUAUGUUUAACACUCUAGCUGGUUUAGGGAUCUCACUUUUGCUUGGAGCCUUGAACAAGAGACCUGGAUCAUACAUAGUUCCGAGAGAUAGCAGCUUGUUUUACACGAUGGGAUUUCUUAUGAUGGGGCUUAUUUGGUCUCUCGUUGUGCUUCCCAGGAAUAAUAUGCGCCCCAGCAAGAUGUUAGGAGUUGGUCUCAUAGUGAUCUAUGUGAUAUUUCUCUCCUUCAGGGUAAGUACAUCAAUGGACGUUGUGUCACUUGUUAAUCCAAAUUGAUUAAACUUCACGUGUUCACUAGAAAAGUGAUUGUUGAUAAUUUCUGAGUUUAGGCAACAGAUAUAGAAUAUGAAUAGAGAGGCUUGUGGAGGAAAUUGCCUUCUGUUGUAAAGCAUUUAGUUUGAAUAGAUUUGUCAACGUUAUAAAUUGCUAUGCAGCGACUCAUAUGGUAACUGCAUUUGAUGAUUGACAGCACGUCAUGUUAAUACAAAAUAUAAAAUUCAGAAUCGUUUUUCUUAA